Messenger RNA from Penicillium expansum, 1506 nucleotides. Its product is annotated as Tetracycline resistance protein, TetA/multidrug resistance protein MdtG. The transcript has a single exon. Gene Ontology annotation, biological process: transmembrane transport. Gene Ontology annotation, molecular function: transmembrane transporter activity. The coding region runs from base 1 to 1506 and encodes 501 amino acids. The record is from RefSeq and is a predicted model, not a curated record. NCBI's taxonomy places the organism in Eukaryota, Fungi, Ascomycota, Eurotiomycetes, Eurotiales, Aspergillaceae.
AUGGUCGCAAUCACAGGCAGGGACAGGCAGGCUGUUGCUGUAUCUGAGACUACCGCCCUCCUAGGGUCCAGCAAGAUCAACUAUGCUGACGUGCCCGCACCAGGCACCCUGUACAGUUCGUCAGGGUCGGGAGAUGACAAUAACGACAAGGAAAAACCCUUGCCUAAGUUCCAGAUCCUGCUGCUCUGCUAUGCGCGUGCAGUUGAACCCCUAGCCUUCUUCUCUAUCUUCCCUUAUGUCAGCCAAAUGGUGAAGGACAACGGGAACGUGCCAGACUCGGACAUCGGCUUCUACAGCGGACUAAUCGAGUCGAUGUUCUCCCUAACGCAGGCUGCUGUCAUGAUAUUCUGGGGCCAAGCAGCCGACAGAUUCGGCCGCAAACCCGUCCUGGUUUUGUCUUUGUUCGGCGUGGCCGUGGCGACGGGCCUCUUUGGCCUUGCAAAGACCAUACCACAGAUGAUCGCCUUCAGGUGUCUUGCUGGCGUCUUCGCUGGGACUAUCGUCACCAUCCGCACGAUGGUGUCCGAACACAGCACACCCAGUACCCAGGCCCGGGCGUUCAGCUGGUUCGCCUUCAGCGGGAACUUGGGCCUUUUCCUGGGGCCUUUAUUGGGCGGUGCACUUGCUGACCCAGUACGACAGUACCCUGGUAUUUUCGGGGCUGGGGGCUUCUUUGAGAAAUAUCCCUACGCGCUCUCGAGCUUCGUGGUAGCUUUGAUCGGAGGCACCGCUGCUAUGUCCAGCGCCUGCUUUAUUAAAGAGACGUUGAAGGAGCCGGCUGUGGUGGAUCGGGAGGCGGCAUCCAAUGCGCCGAUUCAGAGCGGUGACCUAUCGACAAAGCAGCUUCUCAAAUCGCCAGGGGUUGGUAUGGUUCUAUACACGUACGGGUACCUCAUGGUCCUCGCCUUCGCUUACACCGCCAUCAUUCCUGUCUUUUGGUUCACCCCCGUAGAUCUCGGAGGGUAUGCCUUUACGCCUCUGCAAAUUUCGUUGAUGAUGGGUCUGAAUGGUGCCGCACAAGCUGCGUGGCUUCUCCUGGUAUUCCCCCCGUUGCAGAAGAGGAUAGGGUCGAAUGGAGUGAUACGUCUCUGCGCUUCUCUCUAUCCGUUCUUCUUCUUAUCCUGCCCUCUUGGCAACGUACUUCUGCGGAUGGGCACAGAAGCAUCCGUCAAGGCCUUUUGGAUUAUCUUGCCGUUCACGCUGGUGGUCGGCUGCGGAGUUAGCAUGAGCUUCACGGCGAUCCAGCUCCUCCUGAACGAUGUCUCACCGUCGCCACAGGUACUGGGAACACUGAAUGCGCUGGCCAUGACUGGUAUUUGCGGGCUGAGAGCCUUCAACCCGGCUCUGUUCACCACCCUUUUCGCUCUGGGAGCGAGGACACAGCUGGCUGGGGGUCAUGCCAUCUGGAUACUCAUGUUCCUACUUGCUUCGGGCUUAUCGAUUACCACAAAAUAUCUCCCAGAGUCCAAUACCGCCGUUAAGCGCCAGAACAGCCAAGCGAGGUGA